GCGCUGUCCAAUCGGCGCCUGCCAAGCACCACAUUGCCUCCGCGUACGGUGCCCAGUCCCUUGGUCAUUUGGCCAAGGUCCGCCAUACAGCCAAGGGGCCGCCGUGCCUCCAUAUAAACCCCAGCCGGCUCCGUCUGUUUCGCAAGUGCGGGCAACGGUCUCCUCCUUCCCCUCCCCUUUUCAUCCCUCUCCUAAUUCUCCCUCUCCCCCCACGCUCACUAUCCGUGCCCACUAAUCCCCGCAUCGACCUUAAUCUCCCGUAACUGAUCCUUCGAUAAUGCUCGGGGCUUCGAGUGCUUUGCUGGCGGCGGCCUUGCUUGCGCAGCGUGGGGCUGCACAGGGGACGAACGAUCCGACCGCGACGUUCCCUGCGACGCCGCUGGCAGAGAAGCGCUUCGACUAUCCGGACGGCAUCCCCUAUAAAUCAGACGAGGAUAACCUGAUCCGCGGCGUCCAGUUCGGCUACAACCUCUGCAAUUCCACGACGGAAGGCCCGGAGUCGCUCUGCCAGACGUCGUUCGUGAACUCCGUAGAUGACUUCUGCUUGUGGGCCCCGCCUGAGCCCAACUCGGUCAUUGGCGACACGGAGGGCGAGACGGUCGCCUGGUGCACGAAGCCUGGUCGCGGAACGCGCCUCAUCCCGCCCGAUGCGUUGAAGGGCGUGCAGUUCAUGAAGACCUCGGCCUACGUGCAGGUUGUCGGUUUCAUUGACCAGACGAAGAUCAACAUCGCCGCGGGAGACUACGGUGGUGAGAUGGACCCCCAUGGUGCCGAUCUUCGCGGCAACCCUCUCGGCGGUCUCGUCUACACCCAAGCGUUCGGCGACGGUAGCAAGUGGGAUCAAGUUGUAGAGUGGCACAACUUCAUGGGCUCGGACAUGUUCUGCAUCAAGGCCUGCGACCAGACAAACGAGCACGCCGCGGACUUCUGCCAGCACAUCUACGACCGCAUCGGCUGCGCGUACAACGCGCCCAACAACGCGCAGAACGGCACCUUCGAGUCCUGCGAGGGCGACGUGCAGGACUACCCCGGCGUCUACACCGACACGAACGGCCAGGUGUCCACGUACACGCAGCCGCCCGAGGGGCAGGAGCCCGUCCUCACGUGGACCGCGCGCACGCCCGCGUCGAGCAACUGCCAGGCGUACACGAGCUCGGAGCUGUACAGCGCGCUCGGGUCGGGCUCCUCGUCGUCUAGCUCGGGAUCGAGCAGCACGAGGGGUGGUAGCUCGGGGAGUGGCAGCAGCGGCUCGGGCACCAACACUGGCACCGCUGAGGGCGCUUCUUCGACGGAUGGCAAUGGCGCGUCCGCGAUGGGUGCCGCGUCUAUGGGUGGACUCUUGAGCAUCGUUUUCGGUGUCGUCAUGUUUGCAUGAUUUUGAACACUGUCUCGGUUUCGAACGGAUAAUUGCAAGUAUAUACCCUUGGCCAUACUCUAUCUCUCAUAAUCUAUGGCUCCUUGGUAUCGAUUA
Schizophyllum commune H4-8 is the source of this 1471-nucleotide messenger RNA. RefSeq lists its product as uncharacterized. The record is from RefSeq and is a predicted model, not a curated record. NCBI's taxonomy places the organism in Eukaryota, Fungi, Basidiomycota, Agaricomycetes, Agaricales, Schizophyllaceae. The transcript has 5 exons. Bases 278 to 1375 code for a protein of 365 amino acids.